GGUCGUUUGGCGGUGCAUCGAUAAUACUGCAGACAUCGUCCUUUCGAUUUUCUUAUUCGACGCGGACCAUCACCACCAGUGUUUUAAUGUCACGUCGCGAAAGACGCACAACAAAAUGGAGCUACCAAACAAACUCCGUUGGGACCAAUUCCUGAUUUUGGCAGCAGCACUUAUGUCACCUGCAAUCACGGUGCUGUGUAAUGAUAUCCUCAGCCUGAAGGUGGCAGGAGAUCCAGUGCUAACCCCUAACUCUGUGUGCCUCAGGCUGGCAGGCCUCAGUAAACGUCAGAUGCGGAUGUGUGUGAGGAACCCUGAUGUGACAGCAUCUGCUCUGCAGGGGAUCCAAGUGGCCAUCCAUGAAUGCCAGCACCAACUCCGGGACCAGCGCUGGAACUGCUCCUCGCUGGAGGGCUUUGGCAAGCUGCCGCACCACAACUCCAUCCUCAACAGGGGUUUUCGGGAGAGCGCCUUCUCUCUGGCCCUGCUGGCGGCGGGCGUGGCUCACUCUGUGGCCUCGGCUUGCAGCAUGGGCAAGUUGCGGGGGUGUGGCUGCGAGGCCAAGCGUCGCCAGGACGAUGACAAGAUCCGGCUGAAACUCACACAGCUGCAGCUGCAGACGCUUCAGAAGGGUGGGGCAGGCAUCGACUUAACACGGUCAUUACCCUCAGAGCUGAAUGGUCAUCAUGGCAGCCUGCCCACUAACCUGCGCUCAGCCCACCCCUCAGCCCUUCUCAAGCCCUUACCGGAUGAGCUGAGCUCUAUGCAAGACACCUGGGAGUGGGGGGGGUGCAGUCAUGACAUCCGUUUCGGGGAUCGCUUCUCCAGGGACUGGCUCGACUCCCGGGGGUCUCCAAGAGAUAUCCACGCCCGCAUGAGGAUACAUAACAACCGUGUGGGACGACAGAUAGUGACUGACAACAUGACAAGGAAAUGCAAAUGUCACGGCACAUCAGGGAGCUGCCAGUUCAAGACCUGCUGGCACGUAUCUCCAGAGUUCCGUCUUGUGGGCUCCAUACUCAAAGAAAAGUUCCUGACAGCCAUUUUUGUCAACUCUCAGAACAAGAACAAUGGGGUUUUCAACCCUCGGACAGAAAACGGCGCCAGCGGAACCCAAGGGGGUCUCGGCGGAGCACGUCGUCGAAUCAUGUCCAGAGAGCUGGUGUACUUUGAGAAGUCUCCUGACUUUUGUGAGCACGACGCGUCCAUAGACUCUCCGGGAACGCACGGACGCAUCUGCAACAAAACGAGCUACAGCACAGACAGCUGCAGCUCGCUGUGCUGCGGCCGUGGACACAACAUCCUGAAACAGACACGCAGCGAGCGCUGCAAUUGCAGAUUUCACUGGUGUUGUUACGUGCUGUGCGAGGAGUGUCGUCACACAGAGUGGGUCAACGUGUGCAAGUAGACGUCAGUCUGUUCCCCCCUCAGCUCGAGCGGCUUUUACUCAUCCAGGACUCAAGACGGCGAGCCCAUCCCUUCGCCCACUCAUGUUGUUCGAGCUUUUGUUUUUGCUCCUUGUGCAACUCUCCCAGAGAUCCUGUUUACCCCCCCCACCCACCCUCUUUUUUUAAGUCCAUCAUCUGGGAUCUAUUUUCUUUUUGUAGACGCUGUUAUUCUCGAAAUGCCAAGUCAGAGAUUGAAGAGGUGACUCAUGUCAUUUGUCUUCCCAUGGUCUGUUUAGACGCUGGCCUUUCAGCCAUGAAAAUGGCCCAUACUUCAUCGUUUGAGACCCACAAAGAAAAAGAAAGAACAGCAACAGCAGAGGAGCUUCAGUGUCUACAAGCUGACUCAUCUUAUUGUACAGUAACAGUUUAUUUGAAUGUGUAUGUCUAUAAUUGUAAAUGUAUUAUUAUUCACAUUAAUAUUGUACUAGAGCCUGUCUUUUUUCAGUGAAUGACAGAUUGAUGGUGGCCAUGUGGUCAGCAUGGUGAAGCAGUGUGCAGACAGAACAGUCUCAUUUUCUUUCUCCAUUUGCACCAAAAUAAUCCUCAUGUGUGACUCUGAAAAGUACUAAUUUGGGAACUUGUCUCACAAUCUCUCUUUACUGAUCAAAGAAGACAAUUGGUUUUUUUUUUGAAGGAAUUUGACACAGCGCUUUCUCACAUGCAGAACUUUCAGAUGCUCAUUUGUACACUUGUAAAACUCAAGAUGGGAAACUGGAAGCAACAUCCGAUUUGGAAGAUCCCUCAAAUCUCUAGAGGAUGAUCUGAUAUCGUCGUGUUGGUGUUGUUCCCAGAUCAUCAUGAAAAUGUUGUUCCAGGAUCAACAUUGCAAGUGACCAAUCACAUUAUUGUGACGUUAUUCUUUUGCGCACC
Messenger RNA from Neolamprologus brichardi, 2315 nucleotides. It is a transcript of the gene wnt10b, whose product is annotated as wingless-type MMTV integration site family, member 10b. NCBI's taxonomy places the organism in Eukaryota, Metazoa, Chordata, Actinopteri, Cichliformes, Cichlidae. Gene Ontology annotation, biological process: cell fate commitment; multicellular organism development; canonical Wnt signaling pathway. Gene Ontology annotation, molecular function: frizzled binding; cytokine activity. Gene Ontology annotation, cellular component: extracellular region. The record is from RefSeq and is a predicted model, not a curated record.